AUGGCAGUUCCUCAGCUAAUGUCAAAAAAAACGGCAACAAGCAACAAAUCGUUGUAAAAACGGAAUUAUAUCAGAUAAAAGUUUGGUUUUUCAUUGUUUGGUGUCAUUUUGUUUAAAGUUGAUUUAAUGUUAACACUUCCAUACACGUAACACAAUAUGAUUGACGAAAACAUCACAGUCAGCGAUAGUUCUGAUUUAGAAGAGGGCGGAACUCCUGAACUUCGCGGAUACCUAAGCAAAUGGACAAACUAUAUACACGGCUGGCAGGAUAGAUUUAUUGUCCUUAAGGAUUCUACUUUAUCUUAUUACAAGAAUGAACUCGAAAGCAAUUUAGGAUGCCGCGGUGCCUUAUGUCUGAAAAAAGCUAAAGUCAAGCCUCACGAGUUUGAUGACUGUAGAUUCGAUGUUUCUGUUAGCGACUGCGUUUGGUACUUAAGAGCGUCUAAUCCAGAGGAGAAACAGCAAUGGAUUGAUAUUCUAGAGUCUUUCAAACCACUGAAGGCAGAUGAGCGGGCUGUUCAAUUGACAGUGAACUGUCACCGUCGCCCGUGGACAUCUCCAACGCCAGAGGUUGAAUCAGGGUACGGUACAAGUUCAGAUAGUAGCUCAAAUGGAGGAGGUCUUCAAAGGCAUGGUUCUGCCACUUCACUACAGUCUACAGGGUCACACGGUCACUCUACACGUCGCCUCACAGAGAAAAUCACUGAGCUGGAAACGUACAAUGAGCUUCUGUCAAAGCAAGCAAUACAACUGCAACAAUACUUUGAUAUGUGUAUCGAUUCUUACCCAAAAAUUGAUGAUGCUAAUGAUGCGAUAGAUGCUGUUAAAUUAGCCGAUGGCAACGAUCUCAGAGUGCACGCAGGCGAAGUGCGGGCGACGAGUACGUCGUUCCGAGCGACGUGCGGCGCGACGGUGGCGACGCUGCAGCACUGCGUCGAACUGUUGCGUCGACGCGAGAAGCAGGCGAGACAAGCCGAGGACUUAUAUAUGGCUCUCAAGACUCAACUAAAUGAAGCGAGAUUAGCAUCCAAACCCGGACCAGACCACGAGGAGGGUCCACACUCCACCCUCCCCGACGACGAGUUCCACGAUGCGAUCGAGACAGGCUUCGACAAAAUGGAGGAGGAGCGGUGCACAAGGGUGGUGCCGACCGUACACACCCGCGACCAGAUUGAAUUGCCACCGCCGGCCAUCGAUAACCGUCUCACCGUACAUCCCCUGUGGCCGGAGAUUGACAGGAUAUCGACAGAACAAAUACAGGCCGCGUUCGAAGGUGUCGGCGGUGAAAUCGGGUGGCAGUUGUUUGCUGAAGAGGGGGACAUGAGGAUGUACAGAAGGGAAGUGGAAGUCGACGGCAUGGUGAUGGAUCCUCUGAAGGCGAUGCACAAGGUGCGUGGCGUCUCUGCGCGUGAAAUGUGUCAUUACUUCUUCAACCCGAGAUACAGAUAUGAAUGGGAAACUACCCUAGAACAGAUGACGAUAGUAGAAGAGAUCUCAUCAGAUGCGCUGGUGUUCCACCAAACGUUCAAGCGGAUCUGGCCGGCGUCGCAGCGGGACGCACUGUUCUGGUCACACGUGAGGGCCUCCAGCGAAAACACCUUCGCUGUAACCAACCAUUCCACUACCAACACGGAAUACCCAGCGAACUCUAGUGCGUGCAUCCGUUUGUUCGUGACCGUGUGUCUGGCUUGCCGCAGCACGUACCCGGCCGGCGAGCAGCCCACGCGGGAUAAUAUCACCACGAGCAUCGCCUAUUGCAGUACAGUGAACCCUGGAGGUUGGGCACCGGCCGGCGUGCUCCGUGCCGUGUACAAACGUGAAUAUCCCAAGUUCCUGAAGCGUUUCACCGGCUACGUCGUCGACCAGUGCAAGGACAAACCUCUCGCCAUCUAGCGGCGCGAUAACUCAACUGUUGACGCGCGCGCCCGCACGCUAUGCGAGUUCACGUUAUUUAUUCUUAUGUUUUAGUGUUAUCGUUAUAUAACGUCGAUGUUGCGUGAUAAGAAGGUAUCGUCAUAAAAAUUCAAAUCAGCCGAAAUAAUGAACGUUGAUAAACCAGUUAUUCUAAAUACAGAUUAUCAACUCUAAUAUGUUCGCUGUAUAUAUAAAUUUAUAUCAAUCAAUUACUGCUGAUAGGACUUCUUGAGUCCGCGCGGGGAUAGGCACCACCGCCCCGCCUAUUUCUGCCGUGAACCAAUAAUGCGUUUCGGUUUGAAGGGCGGGGCAGCCGUUGUAACUAUACUGAGAUCCUUAGAACUUAUAUCUUAAGGUGUGUGGCGCAUUUACGUUGUAGAUGUCUAUGGGCUCCAGUAACCACUUAUCACCAGGUGGGCUGUGAGCUCGUCCACCCAUCUAUUGCAAAAAAAUAAAAUAAUCGAAAGAUUUGAUUAUUUAAAAUUUAUUAUAGAGUAUUGAAUUCGAAUGUAUUUAGUGGAUUAUAUUCGGGUUCAUGUCGUGAGGUGCCUGAUCGACUUAUACAAACUGAAGGUAUGUACAGGAAAGUUUAGAUAUUUAUGGUUCAUGGUUACACUAGGUUUUUCGGCGUAAGGUGAUCGGUUUAUUAGGUCAGGGGGUAUUGGCCGUUCCUAUACAUUUAGUACUGGCGAAUUCAGACACGAUAAUAUCAAUAUAUUUGCGACGAAACAUGUAUGUUCACUUUACAUGUAUUUUCAUUAUUUAUAGGACCUCUUGUGAGUCCGCACGGGUAGGUACCACCGCCCCGCUUAUUUCUGUAGUGAAGCAGUACUGCGUUUUGGUUUGAAGGGUGGGGCAGCCGUUGUAACUAUAGACCUUAGAAUCAUAUCUCAAGGUGGGUGGCACAUUUACGUUGUAGAUGUCUGGGCUUCAGUAACCACUUAACACCAGGUGGGCUGUGAGCUCGUCCACCCGUCUAAGCAAUAAAAAACUGUAACAUAAUUAAUAAUCACCUGAGACGGGAGAUCACCUGGGAAUUUGGGGACAGUUCACUUUUGCUUUACAUUGCGUAUAAUCCAUCAGCCCACACACGUCCACUGCUAUAUAAAUAUUUUUACCAUCUUGGUACAAUCGUAACAGUUUUUGGCAGUGUAUAUAUAAAGGGGACUCAUAGACAUUCAUUAUGAAAUGUAACACGAAUUAACAGGUGUUUACGCUUAGGUUAAUAAAUAUAAAAGAGGGUAGUUGUUCAUUGCCGCUUCGGCUCGGGGAACCGUAUCGCACUGAGUAUGUAUUUGGUUGAGUUUAAAAUACGUAAAUUUCGACACAUUAAAAUUUUACGAAAAUGACUUAAGUGUUACUUAAUAAGAAUCAUCGAUCUUGGAAAUCGAUUGAGUUGAAAAACGAUACAGGUAUUUUUUUAUUUAUUUGUUUUAUCUGUUUGAUCUCGAUUCGGAAAGGUUUUAUUAAGAAAUUAUUAGCUUUGGCGUAUAAAAAAAAUAAAAAAAAAUAACGUAUUAUAGAACCUCAGCUUAAUUGUUAUAUGUAAUAUUAUUAGCAUCUGUUUUCUUAGAUUGUCAUUAGUCGAAGUCAAAGGGUAAUUAAAAGGGAUUGGUGAUAGUUCGAUGUGUUCGUUACACUAAUUGAAUUACGAAUCUAAACAAACAAAAAAUGAAUGUAUAAAAAUAUGUAUGUAGUUCAUUUCCUACUCGUAUUUAGUACAGGGUCGAUAUCUAAAUUGUCGCUGUUAUCUUAUUCAUGAAAUUUUAAAUAUGGAAAUACCCGAAGACAAAUAUAAAAUUGUUUUAUACAUUAUUUUGUUCAUAAUUGCUGUUUAAGGACAAAAGAUCUUCUAAAAUGUUCAAUGUACAAUUGCUAUUUAACGACAGAGAUCUUUUAAUAUGUUUCAAAAAAAAAACGGUCAAAAUAUUUUGUACAAGAAUCUUCAUUUUCAAUUUCUUGAGUCGUAUCUUUUCUUUUGUUGUCACUAGAAAAAAUACAAGAUUUGGAAUUGUUCAAAUAAACUCGAGAUUUGUGUAUAGAUUCGUUUAGAUUUUAGUAUUUCAUAAAAAAAAUAUCGCUAUAGUUCCUUCUGUUCUUUGUUAGCCGAGCUGCUAAAACUAUUAAAUAAUUAUGUUUUUAAACAAUUUUGUUUUCAUGUUUAACUAAUUUACGUGUGUAAUUAAUAGUAUUAUUACGUUUUCGUAAUUAUUUUGGCUCGUCCUACUGAAUUUGUAUUUUUUUUUUAUUGCCCUUGUAGGCAGACGAGCAUACGGCCCACUUGAUGGUAAGUGGUUACCGUCGCCCAUGGACUUCAGCAAUGCCAGGGGCAGAGCGAAGCCGCUGCCUACCGCUAGUAUGUACUGGAGAGCAAAUCUAUCGAAUAGCCUGCAUUGUACUAUUGGCACCGUGUUUUUUUUCUCCAAAGAAUUGUAAUUGGAACUGGUUUUUAAAAUAAAACUGUUCAUCCUUUGAAAAUAUAUUCAAUAUUGUUUCAUACAUAUAUUUUUUAAGUUUACUUUUGAAGCUACAAAAACAAUUUCAUUAUCAGAAUAUACAUACAUAAUAUGUAUAUUGAUUUCAAAAACAUUUGUCUUUGUAGCGGAUUUGAAUAUCGAUAUUUUUUUUUUUUGUUAUAUUCAUGCAAAUGUAAAAGCAAGUAAAUACAAUAAUUUACUAUGAAUACAGGAUAUUUUUAGUGUAGGAGAAAAACCAGUUAAUCAUAUUAUAUACCGAGUAAAAUAUAUUAUCGAUAUUUAUUUUUUGUUGUUAUGUUACUGUUUUGAAUUAAUUAUAAUAACCAACCAUUCCAGCGAGCGAGAACCAUUGCGAAUUAUAUUUAUUAUAUUCUUAUGUAGUAGUACCUGAUGCAGAAUUUAUUUAUAGGAACCUAUAAUUUCAUUUUCACUUGUUUAAUUAAUAAUUUUCGUUUAAGAUUGGGAUGGUUUCAGUUCACAAGCACUCAUUGGUUUCGAUGUAAUGUAUCGGAAAGUUUCCGAUAAUUUUCUAGACUUUUCUUUUGAGAUAUGAUUGAAACUAUUUUGAGGUUCGUCGAUACAGGGUCGCGUUCGUAGCUACGUGAAUGAUACAGAAUUAGGGACAUAAAUGGGUAAUUAAUAAAAAUACGCAUGAUCGAACUUUAAAAUAGUUUUCAAUCAGGAUUGUGUUAACCGUACAAACUUUCCUUUGUUUUUUUUUCUGUUUACGAUUGUAAAAUUGUAAAUUGUAAAAUUACUUGUAAAUAAAAAUACAUUGUAUGCAAGUUGACUUAAUCACCGCAGUAUGCGACUGCCGGGGAGUGUGCACAUACCUACAUUUAUUUAGCACGCUUUUUGUAUUGAUCUGACUCGAUUGGCCUGACAAUAUCAAAGCGAUUAACUUGACUAUUUGCGCAGAUUACUACUCUCCUCUUUAAUGCGUCGAUAAUCCUCAAUGCUCUGGGUCGUGGCCUCUUGAAGCUUUCUUGGGAAAAUACACAGAAAUACAUACACAUUACUAUUAAUUUGGCGUAAAAUCCUGACUAGAUUAAAUGGGAAAAAAAACAAAAUUGUUCAGCUUCGGAUUCGAUACAUGUAGAUUAUUUAAUUUAUACAUCUAAUUUAAAAUUGUUACAUUACUAUAUUCGUGUCUGUUUGAGCUUCACAAUCGAGAGGUAAGUACAUUAUAGCCAGCGACGAAUAAUGUUGUUUUUCAUUAUGAAGGGUAUUUUAGUUUUUGUGUAUCUAAGGUUUUUGGAAAAAAAAUUGCUGACAUUUCGUUUUUUCAUGCCCAUACCUGUCAAAGUAUAUUCCCAUCAAAUUUCCAGUGUUGCCACACUAAACGUCGGAUGUUAAUUACUCUUGCGUAUUUUAUUUACUGUAAGUGACUUUGUUAUUGUGAAAAGGACGCAAUUACUUUGCGUUUCAACGUUGAUCUAAUACGCUAGACUAGAAACGACGCCAUAUUUGUUAGAUUGGCGAUAUUGGAUUGGAAAACAGAUUUUUUUCCUACUUACUUGACACUUAUCGUUAUAUUUUGGGUAAUUUACAAUAUAUCUUAUAAACGAUAGCCUAUGUGUUAUUCUGAUGUGUCAGCUAUAUUAUUGUAAAGUUGCAUCAAAAUCCAUUCAGUAGCUUUGCUUGAAAGAGUAACAAACAAACAUCCAUACAUUCUUAAAAACUUUCGCGUUAUAAUAUUAGUAGGAUAAAAAUAUAUUAUUGAAUUGAAAACCCAUUUCAAGGAAUACACCAAUUGAACUGAACAAUGGGACCACAUUACAACCAAAAAGGUGUAGUAAGGCCUGAGAAAUCUGUGUACGUAUAUAAAAAAAAACACAGCCGAACAUUAGUAAACCCUUCGCCUAUUUUUGAAGUGGUAACAUAACUAUUAAUAAUCCACCGCAAACUCUCGUGUAAUAUAAUACAUUUAGUUUUUUUCUUCAGCAUACAAAAUGAAGAGUAACACAUUAAAAGUUUGUACAUACGAAUUAAUUCGUGAUUCGGGAGCCGGUUAAGUCAUAAGCAAGGUAUUCUAAUAAAACUUACGAAUCAAAAAAUAAAAAUAAAAGAAGAAAAUUUCAACUGUAGUUAAAUAUUUUGAUUUGUAUAAUUAAGAACGGACGAACGCAGAAAUAAAACUGCAUUUAUAUAAAUACGCAAUGUUGGAAUUGUAAGUUUUAUUGUAAAAUAUGUUUUUUGAUUAUUUGUUUAUAAUAAAAAUGUUUUAUCAUGGA
This is a messenger RNA of Bombyx mori (domestic silkworm), 6625 nucleotides long. RefSeq names its product ceramide transfer protein (gene cert). Gene Ontology annotation, biological process: ER to Golgi ceramide transport. NCBI's taxonomy places the organism in Eukaryota, Metazoa, Arthropoda, Insecta, Lepidoptera, Bombycidae. The coding region runs from base 157 to 1893 and encodes 578 amino acids. Gene Ontology annotation, molecular function: lipid binding. The transcript has 13 exons. The record is from RefSeq and is a predicted model, not a curated record.